AUGGAAUUGAUAACCCCUUCACCUUCACAGGACUCCUGGCCCAUCUCUCGCCCGGAAGUUGUUCGAACAUCACAGGACGGAGAAGGUGAUAUAGGCCUUCGAUUUGAUCUUUCUGGUGUAGUUGGGCGGUGGAAAGCGACGUCAGACUGUUCCCAUGAUUCGUCGUCUUCCUCAACGAAGAAAAAUGAAUUCGACGACAGCGACGAAGCCGCUCUAUCCCGCGUCAUCUCCAAGCCUGACUUUUCCGAAAUGGGUAUAGUGGGGCAGUUUAAUCUCGGAUUCAUUGUGACCCGGAGACGGAAGAGUGAAGAUGGUAUGGAUGAUCUUUUCAUCGUGGAUCAGCAUGCUGCAGAUGAAAAAUACAACUUCGAAAUGCUUCAAGAAACGACGAUAAUUAGGUCUCAGAAAUUGUUUAGGCCUCAACCGCUAGAGCUCACAGCGGCUGAUGAACUUCUCGCGUUAGAACACCUGAACAUACUAAAACAAAACGGGUUCGAGGUUGAGGGAGACGACCGGUAUGAAGACGUGGAAGACGUAGGGGCUGGCUUGAAACUUCGUCUGACUGCACAACCUGUGAGCAAGAGCACAAUCUUCAAUAUGAAAGACCUCGAAGAACUUAUUCAUCUCAUGCACGAUCGUCCUUCAGGAACGAUGGUCCGCUGUUCCAAGGCACGAGCAAUGUUUGCUAUGCGAGCGUGUCGUAAGAGUGUUAUGGUCGGGAUGCCUCUCACGAAAGGCCAGAUGACGACUAUCGUACACCAUAUGGGCACGAUGGAUCAACCAUGGAAUUGUCCUCACGGACGACCUACGAUGCGACAUCUAUGUGACUUGGCACCAAAAGUCGAUGAGUGGGUAGCACGAGACUUGGGGAGGAAGAUCAAUUGGUCAACUCUCGUACCAUAG
This is a messenger RNA of Guyanagaster necrorhizus, 903 nucleotides long. RefSeq lists its product as uncharacterized. Lineage: Eukaryota; Fungi; Basidiomycota; Agaricomycetes; Agaricales; Physalacriaceae. Gene Ontology annotation, molecular function: ATP hydrolysis activity; ATP binding; ATP-dependent DNA damage sensor activity. Gene Ontology annotation, biological process: mismatch repair. Gene Ontology annotation, cellular component: MutLalpha complex. The record is from RefSeq and is a predicted model, not a curated record. The transcript has 4 exons. The coding region runs from base 1 to 903 and encodes 300 amino acids.